ACUGUUUUUUUGAGUCAAAAGCGCGAGCGGGACGUCUGGUUUUGUACAUACGGAAGCAUUGUAUAAACUAGUCGAUGUUUUAGAAUUAUGGGUGAUAAUAAAAGAGCAUCUUAUAGUCCGAUGAAUGCAGAACUUCUUCGUGAUGAGAAAGAGCCUUUGCGGGAGGCAGAUUUAUCUUCUAAGGAUAUGGUGUGGGUUCCUCAUGAACGAGAAGCAUUUGUCGCAGCUAUUAAGCUUCAAGAACAAGGAGAAAACGUUGUAGUACAGCUCGUAGAGUCAGGAAAGAAAUGUACGUUUCCUAAGGAUUAUGUUCAAAGAAUGAACCCUGCAAAAUACGACAAGAUAAAGGACAUGGCAAACCUAUCUUUUAUGAAUGAAGCAUCAGUCUUAAAUAACUUAAAAACGAGAUAUUAUUCAGGAAUGAUCUAUACAUACUCCGGAUUGUUUUGUGUGGUUGUUAACCCAUACAAACGAUUACCGAUCUAUGACGAAGAGAUAGUAGAGUGGUAUAAAGGAAAAAAGCGCCAUGAAAGACCACCACAUAUAUUCGCUAUUGCUGAUGGAGCUUACCGUAGCAUGCUUCAAGGUAAUCAUGUGUAAUUUGAGUUAUGUGUGUUACAGACCGUGAGGAUCAGUCGAUUUUGUGCACGUAAGUGUGUUGUUCAAUUUUACUGGAUCUUGUAGCGGUGAAUCAGGAUCUGGAAAGACCGAAAAUACGAAAAAGGUAAUACAAUACCUCGCAUGUGUUGCCACGUCUGCAAAACAUCAAAAAACAUCAGCCAAAAAUGUAAUGUCAAAGUUUAACGUAAGUACUUUUUCAACCUAUUCUGACAAAUUUGAUAUUUGGACACAUGCUUUAUAAACAUGAUAAUAAGUUAUUCCGUAUAGGCUCUUAAAUUUCUAUUUCCAAAACAUGUGGACCAGUUUUUCGUCAUAUCUCAUAUCUUAUUUGCCUUUUCUGAUCCCUAAUUUUAUGUAGUCGAAAUCUCAGCCGAUGUGUGUAAUAAAAAAGAUAACUUGCAAUCAUUCCAUGGUUUGAUUCACAUGCGGUUAUAGUUAUUUUUGAGCACCCAGAUCGUUUGCUAAACUCUAUAGACAUUUAGAUUUAUAUGUUUAGGUUCAUGCGACUCGUAUAACCCUCAACCACAAAUUUUUGUCUCAUAUCAGCGUCUAUUCAUCUAUUAUUUCGUAACUGGGAAAAGCAAAGUUGCAACUUAAUUGAGUAAACACAUGUAACGAGAACACUUUCGUUAAUCGAUAUCAACACCAAGGUUAGGAAUAGUAGUUUCGAAUAAAUUGAUACUGGGUAGAAAGUUAAUAAUGACAAUAUAAUUAUAUUAUUACUUCCAUUAAUAUGGUUUUCAACAUGUUCCUCAGUUUCUGAACUGUAAUAUUGCAUAGUUUUGCUCAAUAUCCACUGCCUAAUUUACCAGCAAUUCUGUUACAUGAUUUACAACUGAAUAAUGAGUUACAAUUAAUAAUAUGAUUGGACCCUGUUCAAAACUCGAUAGUAUUAUUUUAAUCUGGUUUUUAAUUUAAUUUUUAGACGAAAGAUUUCAGUAUUGUAAGUUUGCAGUUGCUUUAUGUACACGAUGAGUCUUUCACAAAUUCCUUGUGCACUUGAUUUUACUGUUUAUGAUGAAUGGUGAUCCUUAAAGGUUCUUUUUUUUCAAAAUUAUUUUUGAGAAUCCGUGUCACAGUGAUUACUGGUCAUUAACAUAAACCUGUUAUCUAAUUAUUUUUUAUUGGUGAAGGUUACGGUGUUUGAUACCUGUUUACAUUUCAUUUCACUUCUAUACAUUGUUUUCAUCUUACAGGGUGAACUUGAAGCACAACUUUUGAAGGCAAAUCCCAUUCUUGAAGCCUUUGGAAAUGCCAAAACAAUUAAAAAUGAUAAUUCUUCACGUUUUGUAAGUGAAUCAUUUCUUCAAAACAUUCUUUUCAAUUGGCCGGAAACCGCACCUAAUUUUAGGAUUUUGUCUUUUGUUGUAGAGCCACUAUUAUAAAUCAACGUAUAUGAUGAUUACGCUUAUUAUUUUAGUUAUAAAUGAUUGUAUUUUCCAAAUGUUGAACGAUGUCACUCACUGACAUGCAACCAGUUCUCGUUAUCGCUCCACUAUUAUGCACACUUUUUUGUGGUCUGUCAAAUUCUUGUUUUACACUCCUAUCCAUUUAUCAAUCGCCCCAUAUUUUCGAUCUAAUGCUUCUCCUAGAGGAAAACGUUUGCACGGUGAACUUAGUCCCAUCAACACAAAAUCUACUAUAUAUCGUUUGACAAAACAUGAGUAGUAAAAAUCCUUAAUUGCUGAUUAACCAAGCCCUUUCCUAUGAAUUAGCUAGCUCAUUAGCUCAAGUAAUUUAAUAAAAUACUUUUGGGUGAGAUAAACAGAAUUUGACCUAUUCGUAGAUAAGAAGUCUUCGUGCGUGAACCACUGAGUAAGAAAUACCUGGGUUAGAAAUAAAGUACUAGGUAGGGAUAGCAUUUCAAUUGAUUAAGUAGUGAAUCUUCAUCUACUGAGGUGUUUGGGACAUGUCACUUAUUCCUAACCAUCACCUUUCUCGACGGGCAGUGUCUGAUGUGGAAGUAAACUAUAAGAAAGCUAGGGGCGGCCAAGCCAAGAUAUGACAUGAAAUCAUCGACAGUUGGAGUGAGCCAUGUUAAUAGGUGUAAACUACCUGGUUGAGGUCUGCGUGAUUAUCGUAACCAAUGGUUAGAGUCCUUAAAUGACAUGGCUCAAAGUAGCUUGAAAUGGCUCAUGUGCAUCCAUUAUUUGUCUUCCCCCAAAUAUUGAGAUUCUAAAUUCUUCAUAGCGUUUUUUGUGUUUCUGUUUUACUAAUUUACAUUCACAUGAGUGCUUAAUUUAUUCUAUUGCCAUUCAUACUGCUACUACCUCAACUGUUGUGAGGUUCGGCCUGACAGUUUCACCUCUGCUGAUGGAGUAUGGCAUCUUGAAUUGACGUACAUACAUGACAGGUUUUACGUGGUGACUGAAUUUUUGUGUUUAUUAGUUUACUGGGUUACAAUAAGUGCAAGAAAAUCAUCUUAAUGUUACCACUUUAAGUGUUCGAUAAUUAUCUCAAUGACUUCUAUGCUACAAGUUAUGUUGUGGUCUUUUACUUUAUGUAUCAUUUUCCAUCUGAUAUUUAAAUAAAUAACUAAUAAUUUCUUUUUGUAGGGUAAAUUUAUUCGUAUUAAUUUUGACACAUCUGGAUUCAUUGCUGGAGCUAAUAUUGAAACAUGUAUCCCUUUUAUGAUUGGUUCUUGUGUACGUACGGCUUUUGCUUUUAAGUUUUUUUUCAUUCGGUCAAUUAAAUAAUGUAUUAUAAAUAUGGAACUUGUGUGUUUUAAUUUAAAUGUUAUGGUACACAUAAUAAAUCAAUUUAAACACAUGAUUGUCUUGAGGUUGCACCUUCAUUCAGACCCCUACAUAAUGUAAAUAAUCCCCCAUAUAUCUUGAGCUCCUGACAUCCAAAUCACAGAAAUUAUGCAUUACUUGUAUUUAUAGUUAGUCUAACAAAACACGUAUCCUCUCUGACCAUUGAUUCAGCAUUUCGUGGUUUUUUCGCUUAAGAAUAACGAAGAAAUCAACAUUGAUGGAAUAUAUACGUAGUUAAAAAAUAUAUGUAUCAAAGAAAAAAAUUAGACGACAAUCACUAAAAACUCUAAGUUUGAGGGAUAAAAAAUGAGUAUAUUUGUGUCAUUAGAAUUUAUUCCAAGCAAUCAUCUUGAGUUGUGAACCACAUAUCUAUGUUAUCUUUUUGAACCUGCGUGAGGUUACUUCGUUUCAUUAACUGGCGCCAUCUUCAUAUUUGACCGCUUUUUUAAUUUUUAUUUUAAAGUCAUAUGCGGAGAUUGUUAAUUCCUUAUCAUAGUAUAGAUCUUUUAGAGAAAGCUCGUGUUAUUCGUCAGGCAGUGGAUGAACGCAGCUUCCACAUAUUUUAUCAGCUUUUGGCAUCAGCUUCUCCAGCAAUGCAACAACAACUAUUAUUAAAUCAUGCUAGUGCUUAUCGUUUCCUUUCAAAUGGUAUGAUCGAACUUCCGGGGAUCGAUGAGCAACAGUUUUUCCGUGAAACAACUGAAGCCAUGGAUAUAAUGGGAAUUAAUAACGAAGAUCAAAAUGCCAUAUUCCGCGUGAUAUCUGCUGUGCUUCAUCUAGGAAACUUAGAAUUUCGUCAGGAACGAAGUUCUGACCAAGCAACUUUACCAGAUCAUUCAGUCGCUGAAAAGGUAUCCCAUCUUCUGGGUAUCCCUCUGAAUGAAAUGGUCAAAGCGUUUUUGAAACCGCGCAUCAAAGUUGGGAAAGAUCUGGUGUCAAAAGCUCAAACCAAAACGCAAGUGGAAUUCGCUGUUGAAGCUAUUUCAAAAUCUAUCUACGAAAGGCUCUUUCUUUGGUUAGUCGCACGAAUAAAUAAAACACUUGACAAAACUAGACGACCGGGUGCAUCAUUUGUCGGGAUUCUCGAUAUAGCUGGUUUCGAAAUCUUCCAAGUGAAUUCUUUUGAACAGCUAUGCAUCAAUUAUACGAAUGAGAAACUUCAACAACUUUUUAACCAUACAAUGUUUAUCUUAGAACAAGAUGAGUAUACUCGUGAAGGCAUACCAUGGGAAUUUAUAGACUUUGGACUUGAUUUGCAACCGACAAUCGAUCUAAUUGAACGACCUAUGGGUAUCUUCGCCUUGUUGGAUGAAGAAUGCUUCUUUCCUAAGGGAACUGACAAGUCGUUUGUUGAAAAACUCAUCAAAUCUCAGGAUAAACAUCCAAAACUGUGUAAAACUGAAUUUCGAUCUAAUGCUGAUUUCGGUGUUAUUCACUAUGCUGGUCGAGUUGAAUAUAAUUCAAAUCAAUGGCUAAUGAAAAAUAUGGAUCCACUCAACGAUAAUGUGGUCGCACUGCUUCAGGCAUCAAAUGAUCCAUUUGUUCAGGCUAUGUGGAAAGAUGCCGAAAUUGUAAGCAUGUCAGCCACUACUACGACCGACACCGCUUUCGGUUCUGCUCGUAGUGUUAGAAGGGGAAUGUUCCGUACUGUAAGUCAACUCUACAAAGAUUCACUUAUACGUUUGAUGACUGUAUUGAAAAAUACGUCUCCAAACUUUGUCCGUUGUAUCAUUCCAAAUCAUGAAAAAAAGCCAGGGCGAAUUGAUGGUCCUUUAGUUUUGGAACAACUUAGAUGUAAUGGUGUGCUGGAGGGCAUAAGGAUUUGUCGUCGUGGUUUCCCCUCGCGUAUCCUCUUCCAGGAAUUCAGGCAAAGAUAUGAAAUUUUAACUCCAAAUGUUAUCCCAAAGGGAUUUAUGGAUGGUCGUAAAGCCGUUACUGAGAUGUUGAAGGCUCUCGACUUAAGUCAAGACGUCUACUGCAUUGGUCAUAGUAAAAUAUUUUUCAAAGUUGGUGUCCUGGCUCAGUUAGAAGAAGACCGUGAUAUACACUUGACUAACUCGAUCAUUAAAUUCCAAGCAUAUGCUCGUGGUUAUCUAGCCCGACGAGCUAAGGAACAACGCAUACAAAACAUUCAAGCUAGCAAAAUAAUCCAAAGGAAUUGUGAUGCUUACCUUAAACUGAGAAAUUGGCCCUGGUGGCGUUUGUUUACAAAAGUUAGACCACUUCUUACUGUUACUCGCCAAGAAGAUUUGGUCGCUGUUAAAGAAGAAGAGCUUCGGAAGAUUCGUGAACAAAUGGAAAAAGUUGUCAGUGAGCUUAAUGAAAUGCAAAGAUCCUACGAAAAGUUAAGCAAUGAGAAAGUCCAGCUAAAUGCUGAAUUACAACAAGAACACGAUUCAAAUCAAAAUUUACAGACAGAGCGUGAUCGUCUACGCGAAAAAUUACAAACUUUAGAAGAAGACUAUAUGGAACUUGAGAAUAGAGAUAGUGAAGAAAAAUCAAAAUUACAUAACCUGGAAGCUGAACAAAAACGUCUGUUAGAACAGAUAUCAGAUUUAUCAGAUCAGUUAGAAUUGGAAGAACAACAACGCCAAAAAUUACAAGUUGAAAAGACAUCUAUCGAACAAAAAGUUUCUCAACUUAACGAUGGCUAUGUUAGCAUUGAAGAUAAAUAUAAUAAACUUGUUAAAGACAAAAAGCAGUUGACUGAUCGAAUAGAUUUGUUAACUAGUCAGUUAGCAGAAGAAGAAGAGCGUAGUAAACAAUUAACUAAACUUAAAAGUAAAUAUGAAAGUAACCUUAAUGAACUUCAGGAUAAACUUGUCCGUGAACAAAAAUCUCGUCAAGAUAUCGAAGUGGCAAAAAGACGACUUGAAACUGAGGCUUCCGAACGUCUAGAUCAAGCAUCGGAAUCGUCAAGGAUUGUUGAGGAGCUCCGAGCCACAGUGGCUAAACUUGAGGCAGAAGUUGCUCAAUUACAAAAUCGAUUAGAUGAAGAGAUUGUUGCCAAAGCUGUGGCACAAAAAUCAGUGCGAGAAUAUAAAUCACAUAUUCAAGAACUCAAAGAAGACUUAGAAGCUGAACGAAUGGCGCGUGACAAAGCUGAUGAAGCUAAAAGAGAUCUAACGGAAGAAGUGGAGGCGAUGAGAUUAGAACUCAUUGACAGUGGAACAAACAGCGAGGCACAAACUCAAGCUCUCCGAAAAUAUGAAUCUGAUUUAUCCAACCUACGUCAUCAGCUUGAAGCUCAGUCAAAUGCCCAUGAAGCUACUAUUCAAGAUAUGCGCAAAUCUCAUGCCGCAACUCUAGAAACAUUAAACGAUCAAAUUGAACAACUUAAAAAAAGUAAAGUUUCCUUAGAAAGAUCAAAAGUUCAACAAGAUUCAACAACUGAUGCAUUACAGAAACAAAUUCAAAGCCUUAAACAAGACAAAACGGAAAUUGACAAACGUCGUCGUCAAGUUGAACAGCAACUAAAUGAAAGUUUAGUCAAAAUGCAAGAAACAGAAAUGCAACGUAAUGAUUUAGAGUCCAGACUCACUAAAGCAUUGAAUGAAAUUGAAGGUUUGAAUAAUGCAAUGGAAGAAAUCGAAACUAAAUUAGGCAAGGUCUCGCGUUCUGAAACCUCUGCACAAUCUGAACUCAAUCAUUUACGUGCACGUUUGGAAGAAGAAACUCAGGCAAAAUUAAGCUUACAGUUACAGUUACGCCAAGUAGAGGAUGAAAGAGAAACAGUAAAGGAUUCACUGGAUGCUGAAGAACAAGCCAAAACUGCUCUAGAGAAACAUAUUAUAGCACUUACUACUCAGAUGCAAGAUGCAAAGAAAAAAGUGGAAGAAGAUACACAUUAUUUGGAAACCUUGGAAGAUGCUCGUAAAAAACUUCAACGCGAAUUGGAUGAUACUCGGAAUCGUAAUGAAGAACUUGUUUCACAAGUUGAAAAGUUAGAGAAGUCACGCAAGAAAUUACAAAGUGAACUUGAAGAUAUGAAUCAUGUCAUGGCUAGUCAACGAUCUGAUCAAGCUAAUAAUGAACGUCGAAUCAAGAAAUUAGAAUCAACUCAUGCAGAAACUGUUAAUCAACUUAAUAGUUUUCAGGCUCAAAAAGAUGCAUUUUAUCAAGAAAUGCUUGAAAAAGACACAAAAUUAUUCACACAAAAGAAUGAAAUGGAAAAGCUUAAAGAACAGCUAGAAGAGUCAGAACGCCAGCGUUCAUUACUCGCUCGUGAAUUAGAAGAACUUGGUUCUCAUGGGGAUGAUGCUGGUAAGAGUUUAGUAGGGUUGGAACAAACGAACUAUCGUCUAAAUGAACGAUUAAAAGAAACUCAACAACAAAUAGAAGAACUAGAAGAUGAGAUUUCGACAUUUACCAUGGAGAAACAACGUGCAGAGGUUCAAAUGAAUGCUGUUCGCACUCAACUGGAACGAGAAUUGGCGUCUCGCGAUGACUUGCUCGAAGAACAAAGACGUCAAUCUCUUAAACGUAUAAGAGAACUUGAAACUGAAUUAGAAGAAGAACAAAGAGAACGUGCUAGUCAUCUUAAUGUUCGCAAAAAAUUGGAAACUGAUCUUGCAGAUAUUAGUCAACGCUUUGAAUUAGCGAAUCGACAAAAAGAAGAAGCUGUGAAACAAUUGAAAAAAUACCAAGGUGUUACUGGUGGCAUUCAGCGUGAACUUGAAGAUGCUGCCCGUGCUCGUGAUCAAGCUAUAGAUUCUGCACGAGAAUUGGACAAGAAAUAUCGUAUGCUGGAUGCAGAUAAAGCUCGACUUCAAGAAGAUUUAGGUGUAAGUGAAAGAACUUGUCGUAAUCUAAAGAGUGAUUUAAAUGAAGCUUUGGAAGAGCUAUCUAUUGCAAAUAAUGCUAAAACUUUAGCACUGGAAGAAAAGAAGCGUUUAGAAGCUCGUAUUACUGCUUUAGAGGAUCAACUGGAAGAAAUACAAAGUGCUAUGGAUGCUACAGAAGAGCGCCAUAAACGAGUCUACUGUCAAAUGGAACAAGCUCAGACAGAUUUAAGCGUCGAGAAGAAUAACUUCCUACGUUCAGAGUGUCAGAGAAUCUCUCUUGAAAAACAGGUGAAAGAAUUACGCGAUAGGCUAGUUGAAGCUGAAAAAGAAGGAGGUCGUCGUGGUAAAGCUCAAAUUGCAACAUUAGAAGCUCGUUUGACAACCUUAGAUGAGCAACUAGAAGCAGAAAAACUAGAGAAGUUAAAUGCAAAUAAAAAUUUCCGCAGAGCUGAAAAGAAAUGCAAAGAUCUAAUCCUCCAAAAUGAUGAUUUGAGACGAUGUGCAGAAGCGUUGAAGGAAUCUUUUGAAAAAGCUCAAUCUUCAUGUAAACAAAAUAAACGAGAAAUAGCAGGUCUUGAAGAAGAGAACGCCAGAAUCAAUGCAAGAUGUCGCCGCCUCCAAAGAGAUUUGGAAGAAGUAAUGGAAGCUAAACGAACCAUUGAACGAGAUCUACAAAAUCUUCGUAAACUUAGUCGAAGUACGACUCGUCCAAAUCGUCAAUUGCCGACAGUACUUUCAACACUUUCACCUGAUGUUACAGUAGAUGAACAUAAUUCAGUGAGUGAAUUGGAUUCUAUGACUAGUGAUUUUGGAAGCGGUGGAUCAGUUGCUACUCACAACAAUAAUAAUAAUAAUGCUUCUACGCCUUCAGCUAAUGAAAAUUGAAUUUUUUUUCUAUUAUCUACAAACUAUUAUUAUUAUUAUCACAAAAUAUCACUGGGAAAGUCUUGUUUUACUUUCCUAUUUUUAACCUAUUUUGGGCAACUCAUAGUACACAAAUAUGCUGUUACACAACUUGCACGAACAGCUAUACACUUUAUCUAUGGUAUACUACUAUUAUGGCUGGUGUGUUAUUUUUCUCAUCACUACAUCACAACUUCCAAAGCCAACCUGAGUUUACUCCGCGUACAUAUAUAUACGUUAAUGUGUAUGGCGGUUGUUCCAAUUCUCUAUUAACUAACACUACAAGUAUUAUUAUCUUGAUAAUCAUGGUUGCUUUAUGUAUCGGAAGAAUUUUCAUUCCUUUACACUAAGGUGCGUCUCUAAAACUUCGAACCUUGGUGUUUUCAAACCUCCGAUUUUUUUUAACAAAAUAGAAAUAAACUUUUUCUAACUUUGUUGGUUUUUUAAUGAUUCUGAUUGGAUUUUUAUAAAAAAGUUUUGCCCUUUGCUCCAUUUGUAAAUCAAUGUUAAAACUAACAACAUAUUUGUUAUUGCUUGUUUAAUUAUGAUAUAUAUUUCAGCCAUUAUCAGCAGUCAAAUACAUCACUCUAAAUAUGGCACUUAUUACUUUUCUUAAGAUAUGUUCUUUCCUUUUUGUUCUACAAAUAUUGCGUCCAACCGUCAACAGUUAGAAUUGUUGAAAUUUAUGCUAUCUGCCGCCUUCUCUGCAAACAAAACUAAUUUAAAAUUGAUAUGAUGUUUUCUAUCUUGAGAUGCGUUUUUAAAAAAAAAUUAUACUUGCACAACCU
This is a messenger RNA of Schistosoma bovis, 9852 nucleotides long. NCBI's taxonomy places the organism in Eukaryota, Metazoa, Platyhelminthes, Trematoda, Strigeidida, Schistosomatidae. The record is from the annotation of a GenBank genome assembly.